CGCUUUGUUAGGACUACCAGUCUGGGAGGACGCCUCGACAUGGGGGCGAUCAUGGCACGUCGGGGAGCCGUGCCAAUGGACGGCGGCGACGCUGGUGCAGGCGGCGACGCGGCGUUCCACACGCACGUGAUGCGGCUGUUCAAGCGGCGCUGCUCGGACCCGAGCCCGCAGCUGGUGUCGCUGAGCCCGCUCAGCCAGGACGCGUGUGAGUCGCAGCCGGCGACUCCCGACUGCUCGCUGGACCAGCCGCCGCCGCUGGGCGCCGCCACGGGGCACCAGGCAGGGGCGGCGGCGGGCACCGGCCUGGCGACGUGGGGCAAGAAGGUGGGCCGCAAGUGGGAGCAGCUGAAGCGCAGCGACUCGUCGGAGCUGCUGGCGGUGGCGCCCGGCCGCAGGCGCCACUGGUCCCCGGGCAAGGCCGGCCGCCGCAUCUCCAGGGUCGAGUCGCUGCGCAGCCUCUUCGUGCGCGACGAGCGAUCCAAGCAGCAGCAGCAACGUGUGGCUCCUGCCGCUGCCGCCGCCGCUAACUCGAGGAAGGACGCGGAAUGGGUUAAGGAGGAAUGUAGGCGUGGACUGGCAGAUCUUUACCAGCUGAAUGCUCUUUUGCUGGAUGAGCAACAGGUGUUGGACUAUUUGGCAGCUGCUGGUGGCUCUGGCCGCACAUUGAGUUGUGAGGACCUGCUAGCCAGCUUGCAGCAACACAAGGCAAUGGCAAAUGGUGGCUGCCCUGUUCCGCCUUCACAGCCUGCAGCACCAGCUUCAAAUGCUGGUCGUAAGUUGGCUGUGCUAACAGAGGAGACAACAGUUAGCUCUCCUCGUGUACGACGAAGGGGGAAUAGCUGUGAUGAUCUGCUGGCUGCUGGAUGUGAUGAUCCAGAGCCAAGGAGGCAAAGGAAUAAGCCAUCAGGAUUUCGUGCUGGUCGUACUGUCUCUCUCACAAAUCCUCCUACACAACCAGUAGCAAAUGGUGUGUUGCCUACUGCAGUAAACGGUAACAAUCUGUCAAUCACAACAGCAAAUGGGCAACAGCUGUCAGUUGAUGAACUGUGUGCAUUCCUGAGUAAUUUACUUGCUGUAAAAUCUGAUGAGAGUGGUUAUGAAAGUGAUUCAACGCGAGCUGGUUCAGAUUCUCCUCGAGGUUCCAUAAAGUCUGCUGCAUCAGAUUUUCCUACAAUGAUUAAUGGAAAUCAUAUACAAGCAAUAUUUGGUAGUGUACAACCUAGGCAGCCAUUGCAACAUCAGCGAUCAAAUGCAUCGUCUUUAGCCGAACAAGAUGAUGAGACUAAAACUACAAAGUCUAUGAACUGUGAUGAUGAUGCUGCUAUUCCAGAUGAUGUUUUUGAAGAAGAAGAGGAACAUUGUGAUAAUGUUAAUAUAGUUGAAAAUGGGACAGAUGAGAAGUUGUCAUUCUCUCGACAGAGAAAUGCUCGGAUUAAUAUGGGAAUUCGCCGAGGUGACGUGAAGACACUCGGUGGCCGUAAGACUGGAAGUGUUGUUGGUGGUAAUGUAAAUGACACUGAACAACAGUCACUCCUCUGUGACCGAUGCAAACCACAAAAACAGCAACAACCAAUGCAGAAUUCCCAACACACACAAGAAAGAGAAUUUAAGUGUAUUCGAUUCGCCAAGGAUGAUUCUGGUGAGCUAGGAGUUUACAUUGAGAAGAAAGAUCCUAGUGCGAGGUCAACAUGUUACAUAAUUUCCCAUAUUGAACCAGGAGGACCCAUUGACAGGGAUGGAAGAUUUCAAAUUGGUGAUGAACUUGUAAAAGUCAAUGGUCGUAGGCUCCGUGGUCUCACACUGGUAGAAGCUCGUGCCACAUUAAAGAAUACGCCAAAAGAUGUAGAUAUAGUUGUAGCACGUAAAGUUUCUCCUGGAUCUGAAUGUGUAUCUAGUCCUGCAGAACCACCCACAGCUGAGGUGCCCAAAUCAGAAUCAAGAGUUCCUCUCUCCUCAGCACAGCAGUUAACUGGAAUGAAAAAGUUCUCACAGCAUUUCGAUGCUAAUCCACGCCCAAGAAGACCUACCGCAGGAGCUCCACAAGGUUCUACUGACAGUAGGAGGACUAUAGGGGGUUCUGCUGUUAGUGGUGGCAACAGCAGUAGUGGUGGUGGUGGUACAUUGCCACGAAGACCAAAAUCACUUUCCAUGCAACUCUUCACUGUCACAUUUCAGAAAGGUCCUGGGAAGAAAUCUCUGGGAUUCAGUGUGGUUGGUGGACAGGAUUCUCCGAAAGGUAGCAUGGGAAUAUUUGUGAAGACUGUGUUCUUGACUGGACAAGCUGCAGAAGAGGGCACUCUAAGAGAAGGAGAUGAAAUUCUUGCUGUAAAUGGAAACCCACUGCAGGGCUUGACACAUGCAGAAGCUAUUAACGUAUUCAAAAACAUCAAGUCUGGAGAGGUGGUAUUGCAUGUUGGUCGCAGGGAUCCUCAACAACGCAGAGCCAACAAAUCAAAAUCUUGUGAUGAUCUGGACAAAUUCAAUGGCUGACAAAAAUAUCUCAGUACUCCACAAAGACGAUCUGAUUAAUCACACCAUGAAACAUAGUUACUAGCAAGUGUGAUAUCCUAAAGAGAAGCUUGACCUUUUGCAUUCAUGUGUGAAAUAUAUAAUGCAAAUGCUGCCAAAUAUUUAACGAGUUAGACAAAAUAACAGAUAAUUCUGUAGCUUUAAAUGACUUUUUGUGUGUCCUUUAAUUCUGUUAAGUUUUUGUAAUUAUGUAAAAAGUUUUUCUAUUUGAAAAUAGUAGACUGUUGUACAUAGGUUUUAACAUUUUAAUGAAAAUAAGGUGUAUUAUAUAUAGGCAUUAUACCAAAUAAAACAAAUGUAACAUUUUAAAUAUUUAAUUUUGUGGCAGAAGACAAAAAGAUACCAAUUAGAAUUCUCUGUAUAUUGUAGCAGGAAUGUACCAGAGUCACUGUCAUGAUAAAUUGUUAAUGGGCAUAAAAGAAAAGCACACCAUGUAAUUACUAUGUAUUACAAACUGCGCAAGUGAUAGUUUGAAUUUUGUCUUUCAGUAAAAGUGAAAAAUAAUUUACUUCCAAUAAAAAGUAAAUGGAAUAGUA
This is a messenger RNA of Schistocerca piceifrons (Central American locust), 3065 nucleotides long. RefSeq lists its product as uncharacterized. Gene Ontology annotation, molecular function: protein binding. Bases 40 to 2490 code for a protein of 816 amino acids. Lineage: Eukaryota; Metazoa; Arthropoda; Insecta; Orthoptera; Acrididae. The transcript has 10 exons. The record is from RefSeq and is a predicted model, not a curated record.